AUGGGUUAUGACAUGGAGGAAAAACUUUUGGAAGUAAUUUUGGAGGUAGACAGGAAGAUAGGACUACCUAAAGAACCAGAGCCAGAAAGAACUGAGACUGAAAGGAACAGUGAGGAAGAAGAUGGUGAUAGUCUUCAUCUCUCUAGACAAAGACAGUCCUCUUCAGCCAGAAGAACCUCCAUUACAAAGGAAGCCAGACUUAAACAGCCAAAUGUCUUCAAUGGGAAAAGAGGUACUGAAGCUAAAACAUUCAUCAUGAAGAUGGAAAUGUACAUCAAAGAGUACCCUGGUAACUUCACUGAUGAGAGAAAGAUCAGGGCCACCUUAACCAAUAUGGGAGAAGGUGAACCAGUCAAAUGGGCCAGUCCCCUGAUGCAGAAACAUCUCACUGAUGAACCUCAUGAGUACCUUACCUGCUGGAAUGCAUUCAAAGCAGCAUUCCUACUCAACUUCAGUGAUCCAUCCAAAAGGGAUAGGGUUAUUAGGGAGAUCAAUAGCCUAAAACAAACUGGAUCAGCACAAAAAGAUCUUGAUUGGGAUGAGAAAGCUCUCAUUGACACCUUCAAAAAGGGACUCAAGAUCAACCUGCAGUCAGAAUUGAUUUGCAUGAAGAUCACUACUCCUGAAAUUGAUAACUACUCUUUGGAGCAAAUCAUUGAAGUAGCCAUCAGGACUGAUGACAUUCUUCAACAGGCAGCUUCAAUCAGGGACACUACUACACCACCUAGUGUCCUAAAGAAAGGAAAGACCAACAACUAUAGGCCUACAGAGAGGUUCCCUUCAGAGACUUCUCUGAAGAGAAGCCAAGCAGAGCUCUUUAAACAACUCCCUCAACACAGAUCCUUUGACUGCUCCAUUAACUUCAAGGAAGGAAGUGAACUUCCAAAACCUGCUAAAGCCUAUCCCAUGUCUCCAGCAGAGUCCAAAGCCAUGAAGAAAUAUAUGGAGAAGGAACUAUUGGAUGGGAAAACUGAUGGGAGACUGAGACUAGUAGUGGACUGUGGGAAGAUCAAUGAUAUCACCAGCACAGAUCAAUUCCCCAUGCCCUUGCAGUCUGACCUUCUAGAAAAGGUCAAGGAUGCCAAUAUUUUCUCCAAACUUGAUCUGAAGUCAGGAUACAAUAACAUCAGGAUCAAGGCAGGAGAGGAAUGGAAAACUGCUUUCAGGACAAAGGAUGGUCUCUUUCAAGAAGAACACACCAAACAUCUCAGGGAAGUACUUAGAAGGAUCAGGGACAACAACCUGUACCUGAAACUUGCAAAGUGCCUAUUCCACACCACUGAAGUGACCUAUAUUGGCAUUGUGAUUACCCCAGAAGGUAUCUCCAUGGAGAAAGAAAAGAUCAAGGCAGUACAGGAAUGGAAGGAACCUAAUGUUAUAGAGUAG
This is a messenger RNA of Rhizoctonia solani, 1386 nucleotides long. Its product is annotated as Retrotransposon-derived protein PEG10. Lineage: Eukaryota; Fungi; Basidiomycota; Agaricomycetes; Cantharellales; Ceratobasidiaceae. The transcript has 5 exons. The record is from RefSeq and is a predicted model, not a curated record. Bases 1 to 1386 code for a protein of 461 amino acids.